Messenger RNA from Cavenderia fasciculata, 429 nucleotides. It is a transcript of the gene hspI, whose product is annotated as heat shock protein Hsp20 domain-containing protein. The transcript has 2 exons. Bases 1 to 429 code for a protein of 142 amino acids. NCBI's taxonomy places the organism in Eukaryota, Evosea, Eumycetozoa, Acytosteliales, Cavenderiaceae. Gene Ontology annotation, biological process: response to hydrogen peroxide; protein complex oligomerization; response to salt stress. The record is from RefSeq and is a predicted model, not a curated record.
AUGUCACUUCAAAUGUGGAAUAAUCCAUGGUCAGAAUUGGACAAGAGCAUGGAAAACAUGACACAAACCAUGGAACCGUUCAACAAGAAUUCCUAUGGUGGACUCUGGAAACCUUCAUGUGAUGUAACAGAGACACCCGACAACCUGAUGAUUUCAUGUGAAUUACCAGGUUGCAACAAAGAUGGUAUCAACUUGGAUAUCUCGGAUGGUCGUUUAACCAUUUCAGGUGAAAGAUCAUAUGAAAAGAAAGUUGAUAAUGAAAAGUACCACCGUAUUGAAAGAUCGUAUGGUAAAUUCCAAAGAAGUUUUAGCAUUCCAGAGGGUUGUACUGAAAAGGAUGUUGAAGCAACUUUUGAAAAUGGAAUUCUUCAAGUCAACUUGAAAAAGUGUGCCAAGACUGAAACUCCAAAGAGAAUUUUCAUAAAGUAA